AUGAAGGCUACCUACGUUGUGUCCCUCGCGCUCUACGCCUCCAUGGGCCUUGCCCAGAGCGUCAACGACCUCCCAGAGUGCUCCCGCGCCUGUGUCCGAAGCAUGUUGGGCAAGGCUGUUGAGCUCGGCUGCCCACCAACCAACAACGCCGACUGUCUCUGCACCAAGCCUGACUUCGUCAACGGUCUCCGUGACUGCACCACCGAGGCUUGCCCCGGUGAGGACGUCAACAAGGUCGUCUCCGAGGGACAGCAGGUCUGCAAGGCCCAGGGUGGUGGUAACGGCGGCAGCUCUUCUGGAUCUGCCACCGCUACCGGCACUGGCUCCCACUCUGGCUCUGGCUCUGCCACUGCCACUGCCACUGGUACCGCCCCAUCUGGUUCUUCCACCGGUGGCUCUGCUACCACCACUGGCGGCAGCGGCGGUGCUCACUCCUCUGCCUACACCACCAUCCCAGCUGGUGAGACCGUGAUUACCUCUGGAUCACAGGUCAUCACCACCAGCCGUCCUGCCACCACCCUCUACACCCAGGUCACCGGCUCCGGCUCUCAGUCCGGCUCUCACUCUGGAUCCCAGUCUGGCUCCCAGUCCGGCUCUGCCACCGGGACUGGUGCUCCCACCACCACCGGCGGCAGCGGCGGUUCCACCGAGACCAACGCUCCCUCCAACACUGAGGGUGGUAGCGGUGGCCAGACCUCCGGCGGUGCUCCAUCCCAGACCUCCUCCCACGCUCUUGCUCCAGCCAAGGCCACCGGUCUUGGUGUUGCCGGUGCUCUCGGCCUUGUUGCCCUCCUCGCUUUGUAA
Molecule: messenger RNA, 804 nt
Organism: Arthroderma uncinatum
Lineage: Eukaryota; Fungi; Ascomycota; Eurotiomycetes; Onygenales; Arthrodermataceae
Product: chitinase 3
Exons: 4
Coding region: 1-804 (267 amino acids)
Source: RefSeq, a predicted model, not a curated record